This is a messenger RNA of Botrytis byssoidea, 1299 nucleotides long. RefSeq lists its product as uncharacterized. The transcript is spliced from 2 exons. The record is from RefSeq and is a predicted model, not a curated record. Lineage: Eukaryota; Fungi; Ascomycota; Leotiomycetes; Helotiales; Sclerotiniaceae. Bases 1 to 1299 code for a protein of 432 amino acids.
AUGGAUACUAUUUCAACACCUCCAUCGAUCUUACCUCACUCACCCCACACACCAAGAAGCCUUGUCGACUAUGCGCCUCACCCUGAAGAGCUUCAUUAUAUCGAUAUCAGAUUGCGACAGCAUCAGCAGUAUUUACCGACCCCAAAUAUAACUUCUUCUUCCAAUUCCACAACGCCACAACCAUCCCACUCGGAAGAAAUUCCCACGCCCACUAUUACAUCUGCUAAGAUCAACAACAACGACAAUGAUCACAAAUACAAAUCCUCCCUAAGAGUUCUUUCAGAUUGGGGUCUCACAUUCGAAGAAAUUGAUAUUGCUCGUCACUGGGGCCAGAAUCCGGAUGAAUCUCUCAAAGAAGAGAGUCUCGGCGACAUUGAAGAAUUAUACAAGGAGUACGACACAAGGAUGGCGCAAUGGAAUUCCACUAUCAAAAUAUCAAAUCAGAGCUUGGAAAAACGUCGAGCAGAGAAGGCACUUUCGGAGUUGGUGUCUAAAAUGGAGUCGGCCGGGUACAAAAAUGAAGAAAUGAGGUGGGUUUCUAGGGUACUGAGUUAUUCUGAGCAGACCUUUUGGGCUUUGAAGGAGUGGUGUGAGUCAAGAUUGGAAAGGGUAAGGGGUGAAACUGAGUUGAAACAACAGAUACGCAUACUGAAGACCGAUAUCGAAACACGUGGAUCUCCCGGGGCUAGCGGAAAUACAUCUGUAGGGGGAAAGGAGAGAGAGAUGGAAGUAAUAGGGGUUGAACCCGCGAUGAAACUGCACCGGCGCAUAUCAGAGACGGUGAUUGAGAGGCGCGGGGUUCUUGAUCCACGAGGAAAUACACAGGGAGGAGGAAAGGAAAUUGAGACGAAGCAGACGAAGACAAGAAAGUCUCAACGGAAUAUUGACUCGCAGAGACAUGCAAAGACGGAGGAAAUGGAGAAGGAGACGAAGGGAAUAAGGGCAAGAAAGUCUCAGCGGAAUGUCACCUCCAGAAAACAUAAGCUCAGUCACGAUACUCAGGAUCGUACUUCACAAAAAAACAGCAUCCCACAAGAUAUGCCAGCUAUUGGUACUUCAGAAGUUAUGGAAGCCAAGAAUACUAAAAAACUCACGCAAGCCACCAAAUCCCCAGAUUCCAUACAAAUUAUCAACAUCCUAAACUAUCCACAAGAUACUUCGGGUCAAGAGAGCAUGCAAAAAUCGGACACCUUUCGAAAAUCUGCUAGUAUCACCAACACUCGAAAACGCAUAUAUACCAAUAGCAAUAAUUCAGACAACGAUACAUCUCACACCAAAAGACUGCGUCGAUCAUCUUGA